Paramisgurnus dabryanus is the source of this 5470-nucleotide messenger RNA. NCBI's taxonomy places the organism in Eukaryota, Metazoa, Chordata, Actinopteri, Cypriniformes, Cobitidae. The record is from RefSeq and is a predicted model, not a curated record.
CCGGUGUAACACACGAGGCUCCGCCUGGCAGAUCUACCGGCAUUUUCGUUGCAUCAGCUGUCAUAUAGACCGCCAAUUCAAAAUUGAUUGCUUUUAAAUAAAAUAAAACCUCAAGGAUUUAUCAUCGAAACGCGAGUCCGAUCGAUUCUUAUAAAGGAUUUCGUCGAUUGCGCUACACGUUUUUGACACUGUUAAAACAUAACGGCGCAGAGGCUCGGUGGGACAUCCAGCUCAUCACUGUAACCGGAGUGCGAUCGGUUUUGAGCCUUACUACGAAACAUAUCGCACAGAUUGUUGACGUGAAUAGGCUCGGGGGAACCUAUCACACUCCUUAAUUGUUUGUAGCUUAUCGUAAUGGACAUCUGUUCAACAUCUUGAUUGAAAUAGAUAGUCGUCGCUUCGAGUGGCACUGCGUGGCAAACCACCGUCUGCGAUCACGCUCUGUACUUUCCUUGGGACGACUCGUCGCGCCUUUUAUCGUGUCCGGCUGUUUUCAGGCGCCACCAGUGUGGAUCUGAUAUGCAUCAGCGGGGCUCGUUUGUCUCUCCGUUGCUCAGCGGUGUUUUCUGUCAGUGCCGCACUGAGGAAUAUCAGGGCUCUGAUCCCGGUGGCGGUGGACGGACUCUGAGCUCAGCAUAUCCGCCAGAAUUGCCCUCCGAGCACGGCCAUGACGAGUCUUGCGACUCUCCUCAUCAAUGCGCGGUGUGUGGCGGACCCGAGCAGGAGCACAGGCUCAAGGUCCUCUUCCAAAUUUUGGAUGUUAAUAGAGACGGAGGCAUCUGUGUCAACGAUCUGACCAUCGGACUGAAGAAGUUGGGCGUUCAUAGGACUGAACAUGAGCUCAUGAAAGUUGUCAAGGCUGGAGACAAGGACCUGGACGGUCAGUUGGACUUUGAAGAGUUUGUGCACUACCUGAGGGACCACGAGAAAAAACUGAGGCUGGUCUUCAAGAGCCUGGACAAAAAGAAUGAUGGUCGCAUAGAUUCACAAGAGAUCAUGCAGUCAUUGAGAGAUCUUGGGGUUCAUAUAUCCGAAGAACAGGCUGAAAAGAUCCUAAAGAGAAUAAGGAGGGGUCAUAAUUUGGCCCCUAUAAUAUAUAUGGAUAAAAACGGCACAAUGACCAUUGACUGGAAUGAAUGGAGAGAUUACCAUCUCCUUCAUCCUGCUGAAAACAUUCCUGAAAUCAUCCUCUACUGGAAACACUCUACGAUAUUUGACGUGGGUGAAAGUAUGAUGGUCCCUGAUGAGUUUACAGCAGAGGAGAAGAAAACGGGCAUGUGGUGGAGACACCUGGUAGCAGGAGGUGGAGCAGGUGCCGUCUCUCGCACCUGUACCGCACCUCUGGACCGCCUUAAAGUUCUUAUGCAGGUUCACGCGUCACGCAGCAACUCCAUGGGAAUCUUCGGAGGAUUCACCCAAAUGAUCAACGAGGGUGGAUUACGAUCACUGUGGCGAGGGAACGGCAUGAACGUUUUGAAAAUUGCACCUGAAUCUGCCCUCAAGUUCAUGGCGUAUGAGCAGAUAAAGCGUCUGAUUGGUAGUAAUCAAGAGACAUUAGGGAUCCUGGAGAGAUUUGUUGCCGGGUCUCUAGCAGGAGCUUUUGCUCAGAGCAGCAUCUACCCAAUGGAGGUUAUAAAAACUCGUCUUGCCCUGGGAAGGACGGGUCAAUUCGAAGGUAUCGCAGACUGUGCUAAACAUAUAUUUAAAAGGGAAGGUGUGGCGGCCUUCUACAAGGGUUAUAUUCCCAAUAUGCUGGGUAUCAUCCCUUAUGCUGGAAUCGACCUGGCAGUUUAUGAGACCCUCAAGAACUCGUGGCUGCAGAGGUUUGCUACAGACAGUGCUGAUCCAGGUGUCUUUGUGCUGCUAGCCUGUGGUACAAUGUCUAGUACAUGUGGACAGUUAGCAAGCUACCCAUUAGCCUUAGUAAGGACACGUAUGCAAGCACAAGCAUCAGUGGAAGGCAGCCCCCAGAUGACUAUGAGCGGUCUCUUCAGACACAUUAUACGGACAGAGGGUGCUAUUGGACUCUAUAGAGGCUUGGCACCUAAUUUUAUGAAAGUCAUUCCUGCUGUCAGCAUAAGCUACGUGGUCUAUGAGAACUUAAAAAUCACCCUUGGCGUCCAGUCCCGGUGAGAGGAAUCUGAAGACUGUUAAAUCCAUAAUGGUAUCUGUUUAUAUAUUCCAAGUGUCUUUUGGACCAGAAAAAUAUUUUGUCCAAAAGGGCCGGAUGCACUCGAAAGGAAGCAUAACAUGGUUGGCCACCAAAGAGCUUGCAUGCUGGAAGAAGGAAACCUUUCUGUCAGAGACGGGUUUUUCAUCUCAUCAGUGAAUGGCAGAGGAGAUGAAAUGCAUAAGAAGAGAAACAAUAAAUGGAUAGCUCACCUAACAAUGAAAGUUUUGCCAUCAUGUCCUCAGACAUACUAUUGUUCGAAGUAUACUGACCCAUAUUACUUUUUUGACCACAAUAGGCAAUAAGUCAGGGACUGACAACCUCAGCUCCCAUUUUCUUUUACUGUAAGAAGAAAAAUGCAAUGAAAGCAAAUUGAUUCAGGUUGUCAGUCCCCACCCCACUAAGUGUGAUAUUAAUAAUUACAACAUUUUCAGUAAGGUAACCAUUGUUACAUACAAACUACAAGUGGAUACAAUAUGGGCAUGUCAGAACUGGAUCACAAAAAAACCCAAAUAUCAUGUGAAAGAUUUAGGUUUCUUGUUUAUAUUAGAUUUCAGUAUGGAUCAAUAUACAAAACCUCUUUAUAUUAAACUUCUUUGAAGGAAAAAUGAUCCAGACAUUUAACAAUGCCAGAAUGACUAAAGAGUUUAGUGGAGAAAGUCAAUAACUGCAUUCAUUCAUUCAUUUCAAUGACACAACUGGAAUUAUAUGCACUAAAGUAUUUGGUAGAUAUGGCUCUAAUAAUCCAGGACUGACAACUUUAAUUUACAAAAUCAUCAUUCCACUGGAUGGCAGUGUUCUGUAAGAAAGGGCUUGAUCAGCAGGACAGACUCCUUUAUAGACCUUUAUGUUAUAAAAUCACUCAAAUAUUUUAGCAUUUUCCAUACAGAAUUUAUUAUUUUUAUUUUUUAUUAAUGUUUUUUUAUCAUUGACAUCCUAAUAUCUUAAAAUGAAGUGUGUGUGUGUGUGUGUGUGUCAAGGAGAACGUAAGGAAAUGUUUAAAUAAUCUUGUUUUAGGAUUGCAAGUGUUAUACAUCAAAUGGUCCAAAACGAACAUUGUUUAGCUUUUUAAUGUUAUUUCAGCUUUUCAUUGUAAUUUAUUUUUUUUUGUAUAUUGUUUUCUUUAGGUUAUUUAAUAUGCAUUGAUAAGUUCACUGUAACAACACUACAUUUACACACUCCUCUUGCUUACUGACAACUUAUUUUGCGUUAACAGAAAUGUUGUACUCAUUACCAUUAUUGUUCAAGUUUAAACGCUUUGGGCAAGUUCAAUUUGAAAUCAGUUGUGAAUCAAGUUUAAAUCGUUUAAAUAACAUUGUUGAUAUUUUAGGUAACAUAAUUUUUACAAAUUUCUUCAUACAAUAUAUAUGGUCUGCACUAUUGCAGUUUAAAUAUAGUUUUAGUUUUGCUAAAUCCCAUAUAUUCCCCCAGUGUUAGUUUGCAAGGAUAACACACUUGAUUUCUACUCGCUUCUUAUGAAUGAACAUAUUUAAGCACUUUAUUUUAUUUAAAAUAACCAGACUUGAAUAUUCCAUAGGAGGAUUUACAGUGGAAUUGUGGUGGAAUGAUUUAUAGGAGUAUUUAGGUUGAGAUUUUCAUUUAUUUUACUUUUGUGUUUAAUGUUGCAUCAGUUUAGGGGUAAAAGGGUUCAGCCUUUAUAAACACUACAAAUGUAUGUUUGUUCUUGAACUGGACACAGGAUCUUCAAGGUUGGCAGUUAAAGGAAAACACCACGGUUUUCCAAUAUUUUACUUUGUUCUUACCUCAACUUAGACGAAUUAAUACAUACCUAUCUUUUUUCAAUGCGUGCACUUAAUCUUUGUACAGCUCGUUGUGAAUGUGUUAGCAUUUAGCCUAGCCCCAUUCAUUCCUUAGGAUCCAAACACUUCCAUGUUUUCCCUAUUUAAAGACUGUUACAUGAGUAGUUACACGAGUAAGUAUGGUGGCACAAAAUAAAAUGCCAUUUUUUUUAAGCUGAUAAAAAUGAGAACUAUAUUGAACUGAGUUCUCUUCCGCCAUACAAUAUAGUUCUCAUUUUUAUCCGCUUAAAAAUCACCACGUUUUAUCUUGUGCCACCAUACUUACUCGUGUAACUACUCAUGUAAGAGUCUUUAAAUAACAUGGAAGUGUUUGGUGGCUUCUAAAUUCAUCCCUGUUUGGAUCCUAAGAAAUGAAUAGGGCUAGGCUAAAUGCUAACACAUUCACGACGCGCUGUAGAAAGAUUAAAUGCACGCAUUGUAAAAAGAUAGGUAAGUAUUAAGUCGUCUAAGUUGAAGUAAUAAAAUAAUGAAAAACUGUGGUGUUUUCCUUUAAGAUCUUGACAUUUAGAUCAAGGAGUCACCCAUGCAACAACUUUUGUAUGUCAAGGCCAAAAACUCACCAGUUUGAGGGGUUGUUGCCCUUUGUAAUUCUACGAGACCUUAGUGUUAAUAUAGUUGCCUUAUUUAUGACUAAAAUAAAGCUGCUUUUAGAUUCGCAUAGGGAGACCGCAUUAAUGACAGACUGAAAUAUUUUUCUAUGGAUUUGAUUCUCAGGUAGACUCCUGUGCAGGUUUGGGUUGAAGAUAAGUUUUCACAAGUGAGCUCUAAAACAUGCUCAGUAACAGAUCUACAUGUGUAUAACUUUUAUGGAGUGAGAGUUUGUGCAAAACAUAAAAACUGUUUGCUUUGUCAAAAUACUUAAAAAAAGAUCUGGGAAAUGUAACACAAUUUUAACCCUUCUGUGGCCUGAUGGUAGUCUAACUGAACUCAGCUGUAACCCUAAUCCCUUUGAAUCAAUGCAGUUUUUUAAUGCAUCUAUGCGUGUCUGGUCUAAAUAUGCACAAAUUGCACUGUCAAGUUUUUACUUGGCUUUCAAAGCUCUAUUGCCCGCCCCAUAACAGAUGCGGCUAUUUUGUCAAUGUUUUGCAUUUUGCACCUUUCUCCACUUUUCUUGAUGGAGAGAUCUGAAAUCUGUGUGAAAUCUGAAAUCUAUAGCCUUACAGUUCAGCUGUUGCCAUAGCCAUGUUAUGGCUUCUGUGAGUUUGCCACACACACACAUAUAUAUGUAUAUAUCAAUAUGUACUGUUGCUGGAGUCCCCUGAAUAUCAUAAAUACAAUGUUCAAAUAUAUCCAAACAUAUCUAGAUGUGAAGACACAUCUGUGAAGUUUAAGUGGAUGCUAAAAUCAAUGCAAAAACGUUUACUGGACAAUGAAAAUCAAAUCUAUGUUGUCCUGUAUGCUGGAGAAUGCAUAAAGUGAAUGUAGAGUAAAAAUAUUUAUGUUUGUAAGGUAACUUAAAUAAAGUUAUUCUUGACUCUGA